AGCAUAAAAAGGAACAAUAGAACAAUUGAUCUCACGCAUCCGGAACCGGAUGAGUUUGCAAGAAUGUGUGUACACGACAACGACACAUACCAAGAUGGAAAUUGGGAAGGAAACGGCUUCAGCUAAUAUCAAUUAUUUAAAGAUGUAGCAGAAAUACUUUUUGUGCAACGCAUAAAGCAAAUCCACCCGCACUAACAAAGUUCAGAGGGAAUUGCGAGUGGUGCGAGAGCGCCGUCGGCAAGAAAAAUACUUUGCAACUCUACCGAAGGCCCGAAUCGAUUCAGCAGAUUGGUAAAUGUGAUGGAUUGCAUUCUGUGAAAGUAUAGAACUGAUCUCAUUUGUGCUCUUGUGAUUUUCCCUGGAGAACAGGUACUAAAUCAUAGUAAUUGAUUUGAAUUUUACUAAAUGUUUGUUUUCUGUCACCUAUAUCUUAUUUCUUAGUUUAGAAAACACCAUUUCUGAUGAUGGUGUCAGGGAAUUCUCAUUUAUUGGAAAAAAGUUUAAGUUCUUUGUCUUCUUUCCACUUAAAGGCAGUGUGUCGCGCUGUUCAUUUUGUUGAAUUUCGAGGGUCCUCGAAAUUAGAGAAGCGUGACAAAUUAGAACAACACAUCGCUAGCAUCAUUAAGCGUCCUUUGUUACGAAAUGAAAACUCACUGAAAUAGAAAUUUUGUUCUUUGCUUCGAUAAACCAAUGAACGGCGCGACGUACUGCCUUUAAAUUACAUUUAAUGACAUAGCAACCAAUUGUUUCACAGACUGUUUCACAGAUUUGCAUCCUAUAAUUUUAUAUCUGACCAUGGUUAGAGCCAUUGAAAAUUUUUGAUUAAGUUCAGUAUUUUUGCUGGUAUUGUUAAGCAAAUAUUAGUCUGUUUAUGUCACUAAACUCUUUACAGUGAUGCUUAGCAUGGUAGUGUUAUCAAUAUUGCUCUACUCACUGGAUACAUUUUCCUUGUUUUACACUAAACAACAUUGAUAAGGCAAUUCCUUUCAUUUCUAAUUUUUCUGACAAAUGCCUCCGAGUCUCUCUUCUAUUUCUGUUGGUACUUUGAAGCUUCUGACUUUGUUCAAUAAAAAUUAAAGCCAGGUCACUAAUAAUUUAAGAUUAAUAAUACAUAAUUGCCACUCUUUUAAAGAAUAAAGUAUUGAAAGUUAUCGAGACAGUAUUGUGCAAGACAUGUACUAAGUUUUUAUAGAAAUAUGAAAUGAUCUGCUAGAUACUGUAUUCUCCCUUGUAUUCCCAAUCUCUCCAAUAUUCCUGCCUCUCUCAUAAUCCAGCUUUUUCUCUAUAUUUUGACAAAUUAAUUCUGAUCUUCAUUUGUUCAGUUAUUAUUUUCAGUUUAUUUUUAGGUUUUUUAAAGAUACAGGUUUUGAAAUUUUUGUAGUUUUGAAAUAUAGACUACUUCCUUUAAUUUUUCUUGUGACAAAAUUUCAAGCCUGCUUUCUAAAAUCAUGUUGAAAAACUAAUUCUGCCUUACUGAUAGUCCCACAUCUAUGAUAAUCCCAUAUUUAGUUAGAGAUUCUAUCAAGAAACCCACAGCAAGUAAGAAAAGGUGAUAUAUGGCAAUUGUUUUACAUUGAAUUAAAAUAAAUUCUCAACAACAAAAACAAGAACCUUUGCUAACAUUGUGAAGCUUUUUAAACUCUUUACAAGUUUAAAGGUGUCUUGAUUGAUAUCUGAUUGCAGGUGCUAUCACUGAUAGUCAGCUUUUUUCUUACCAGGCUUUCUAUAGGAUUUUGUAGCCUAAGCAUCUGAGAGUUUAAUGAGCUAAUGCAUUUUUUAACCUGAUUCAAUAUUAAAAAUACUAUACACUUUUAUUAGUCCAGUAGCAAAGAAAGAAAGGGGGCAUUACCACUAUGGAAGGAAGUUCAUGAGACAAGGCGAUAGAAGCAUUCGAAGAAUGUUUUUUAGUGAAAUCCAGAGAUUUUUUCAUAUGAAAUAUGUUCUUGAUACUUUGCUCAACGAUGGUAUCGAACUAUUGGAAUCAGGCAAGACUGAAGAAGCGAUCUAUCAGCUUGAAAAGUGCAUUGGACUAGCUCCAGAAUCAGAUGAUUUUUUAAACGUUCGGGUUUUAGCAAUAGUGCAUUUGGGAAAGGCACAUAUUAAGGAGGGCAGAUUUGAAGAAGCAGUGCGUGUCUUUCAUUUAGUACCAUCUUCUUCGCGGCUUAACAAAGAAUUCAUCGACCGUAGUGAUGUUCAAGUUUUGCUCCAAACCGGAGUUCAGCAUUUAGGCGAUGAAAACUAUCAAAAAGCAAUAUUGUUUUUUCAUGGAGUUAGAGUAGUUGCAGUUGAUCGGCCAUCCGUUCUUAAAGCAGAAGUUGGAUUGUAUAUAGCUAUUUACCAAAAAGAGAGAAAAUCGUCCACUUGGCUUGCAAGCAAAUUAAACGAGAUAGUACAUGAUUUUCUUUCUUUGCCAAUGAGAAGCAACAUUUUACAAGAAUUCUGUGAAGUAUUGUUUACAAUGGGCAAGAAGAAGAAGUCAAAGCAAGAUUACAGUACAUCCGUCAGAGAUCUUGCUGCUGCAUACGAGCUGUGUAGCCAUUUGCCGACAAAAGAGUCCAAAGAGUUGUAUAAAGCAAUUAAUCAGUGCUUCAUUAAAGUUUAUGUAAAAUUGAAUGAUGGAGAAAAGGCGUUGAAAAAGUUUGAAGAAUGCAUGAAUCUGGAAAAGAAUUUCUAUAAACAAUUUUGGAAAUCAGAAGAAUGCAAAGCAAAGCAAGAGUUGGCAAAAUACCGAGAUAAAGCCCUUGGGAGAUUCUGGAUGCUGUCCAUCCUAACACCGGCAUUGCCAAAUGACGUUACACUCUUGCCAGUUGCCAUCAAUAUGCAUUUGACUCUCUACAAAAUGAAACGUGAUUCGAAUGCAUUAGAAGAUGCAUUGUCGUGUCUUCAAAACGUCACAAGUUAUUUAGAAGCCCAUGCACAUAGUGAUGAGCAUUUUGCCAAAGAAAUGAAAUCCUUUGGAAACUGCUUAUCAAAGGAAAAUAAAACUCUUGAAGCUAAAAGGGUUUACAGCUUUGCACUCAGUGCUGCCCCAAAAAAUGGCGUUGUCCUUAGACGUGAUCUGUUUUCAAAUCGAGCCUACAUGAAUCAGCUGUUGGGAAAAAAUGAAGAUGCAGUGCGGGAUGCUAGGGCAUGCGUGGAGCUGUGUCCUCAGUGGCCUAAGGGCUAUCUCCGACUUGCCGUGGCUCAGCGAGAGCAGAAGCAAUUCAAAGAGGCACACAAUGCAUUACUGAAAUGCUUUCAGUUUUCGCCGGUCACAGAGCAGCCCAAUUUACUUGUGCACAUUUUCAAGAAUAUUCUGGAUAUCGAUACAGAGAAAGAGCGACAGAAGUUUAAACUUCCAAGUGACAUUUCCAUUAAUGCUAUCAACAACUGUGUGGCCAAGUUAGCUAAGGAACAGUCUCCAAUCGCUUUUGAUGUCAUUAGGUACAUUUUCAAGGAAUCUAAGUAUGCUGAUUACGCAAAUGCCGGUCCAGUGGAUGUUGUCAGAAUGAUGCAGAAAGACUGCUCACCCCAUUUCAUUCGAUGCCUGAUUAGCCGUGGAGCAAAUUCGAGCCAACCUUUAAAUCACCUUCUUAAAUCUGACUCCCGCACUGAAGAACAAAGGGAAAUUCUAAUGUUCCUGAUAGAGCAGGAUAUUGAUCUUUCCAGAUACAUUAAAGCAAUCCCAAAUGAACCGCCUUCGUUUAUGUUUGUUAGAUUUUGCUUGGAAUACAAUCUUUUGGAUAUCCUUUCUAAUGUUGUGGAUAAAAAAGAUUUCAGUGUUAAGGAUGGCAACGGCAACAACAUUCUGCAUGUUUUAAUGAAAAUGGAGGACUCAAACAACGUAUACCGCUGUAUUAACCUCGUUCUCAAACGAGUUGCUGUGGACCCAAAAGAGACAAACAAGGACGGGUUGAAACCAAGCCAGUUAAGUGAAUUGGUAUCGGAUAAGAGAGUGACUCUGCUUGAAGAAUUCGAGAGGGAUGGACGCAGUGGGAAAAAGAAUAAGAAGAAAAAGAACAAAAAUAGCGUGGAAUCCCCCGUAGAAAGUCUUGUAGCAAGCACAAGUGAAAUUCCUAGAAAUGAGGCAACAAGCAUAAACAGUUUGCAAAUAGCUGACGACACGCAAAAGUUGACCGUACAUGGCCCGAAUGAAGAUAACCAACUGGUCAUGAAAGCGGGGCCCAGUCUCCCUUCUCUGUAUGAGCAAAGCAGAAAGACCGUUACUGAUUGCAUUCGGAGUUUCAAAAUGGAGGCUGUUGAGAAAAAGCCAGAGUCUGACGUUAUCCAUGUCAUUAAAGAUAAACCCGUCCCAGAAGAACGGCCUGUCGUGGACACCAAAUUGGUUGCUGGUAACGAGCCAGUUAGAAAGGACGGGGAAGUUGUUGAUGAAAAGCCGGUCGGUGAAAACAGACCUGUCAAUGAGGAAAAACCUGCUGCAAUACAAAGUGCUGGGUCACGACCAUCAGCAAACGGCAAUGAAUACAGUGGUAGGGAUUCGCUCCUGGCUUGUGGGUAUGACGACGAAGACCAAGACUUUGAAACGAAUAAUGAUUUCAAACAGUUAAAUGUAUUCGAAGGCCUGCCAUGGGAUGUCCAAUGCACGUCGGAAUUUUGGAAAAAAUUGAAGAAUCCGAAGCUGGCAGAAACAUUGAAGAAAAAGCUACUAAUCAAGAUCAAAUUGCUGGCAUCUGGAGAGUGGCGCAAGUCGUUGGCCAUCAAGCUGGAAGGAGCCUGGUGCUCCUCAGGAAUUCGAUUGUACAAAUGCAAAGUGACAAAGGCAGCGAGGAUGAUUUGGGAAGAAGCGAUUGCAUUUUCAGAACGACGAAGCCUUGAUCAAGGAAAAAAUGUCCAGGGUAACAGCCAGUUUGUGUACGCAGAUGUCAUCAGAUUGUGGGACUUCACAGUGGACCAUGAUGAAGUAGCCACUAUGAUUAACCGGGUUGCGGAAUCUCGCAUUCGUGGUAAGUCUUGCUCAUUCAAAAAGAAACUGACCAAAGUUGAAGUCAAGAGUGUGACAGAAACAAGUGAAAAUAUUCGCCUGCCGAAUUUGUACAAAUCUCGAAAUUGUGUCGAGGUUAUAUCUGCAGAGCGCAGCAAACAAAAGUCUUUGCGUAAUUUUACAUUCUUCCCGUCUGCAAGCCCCAAUGAUGACGAAUAUCACAUCUUGAAAUUCUACGCACUGUCAAGCGCAAUGGCAAAAAGUGUUCUGCAAAACUGUGAGCAGGACUUUGACUUUCCAUUUCAAGUCAGCGAAUUAGAAUACUGUAUCAUCAGGCUAAACCCUGUCCCACUCUCAUCUAUUUUACUCUUGGGCAGAAGUGGUACAGGCAAGACAACAUGCUGUGUCUACCGCCUUUGGAGCAAAUUCAAGACCUACUGGGAAAAUGCUGUCACUGCUGGACCGCACAUUCCUAUUUUGCAGAGAUUAGUAAACGUGGAAUCAGAAGAAAAGGAAGACAUUGCGAAGAAUGAAAAUGACAUGGCGGCCUCACCUCGUAAAGUCUCUAGAUCAGAGGAGCGUGUUAUGUCAUGUGGUUGUAUGGGGAUCUGCAUGUGUGCCUUAGCGGCUGCACGAGCUGCCAAUCCGUCGAUUUACGCCGAUGAGGAUGUAGAAUCAGAGACCAUCGAAACAAAAUCAUCUGCCCAUCCGGUAACUGAAGGAAUUUUUGAAUACGAUGAAAGACUUUUUAAACCUGUAAGAAAUUUUGACCUUCCAGGUGAAAUUCCUAGAAAUGAGGCAACAAGCAUAAACAGUUUGCAAAUAGCUGACGACACGCAAAAGUUGACCGUACAUGGCCCGAAUGAAGAUAACCAACUGGUCAUGAAAGCGGGGCCCAGUCUCCCUUCUCUGUAUGAGCAAAGCAGAAAGACCGUUACUGAUUGCAUUCGGAGUUUCAAAAUGGAGGCUGUUGAGAAAAAGCCAGAGUCUGACGUUAUCCAUGUCAUUAAAGAUAAACCCGUCCCAGAAGAACGGCCUGUCGUGGACACCAAAUUGGUUGCUGGUAACGAGCCAGUUAGAAAGGACGGGGAAGUUGUUGAUGAAAAGCCGGUCGGUGAAAACAGACCUGUCAAUGAGGAAAAACCUGCUGCAAUACAAAGUGCUGGGUCACGACCAUCAGCAAACGGCAAUGAAUACAGUGGUAGGGAUUCGCUCCUGGCUUGUGGGUAUGACGACGAAGACCAAGACUUUGAAACGAAUAAUGAUUUCAAACAGUUAAAUGUAUUCGAAGGCCUGCCAUGGGAUGUCCAAUGCACGUCGGAAUUUUGGAAAAAAUUGAAGAAUCCGAAGCUGGCAGAAACAUUGAAGAAAAAGCUACUAAUCAAGAUCAAAUUGCUGGCAUCUGGAGAGUGGCGCAAGUCGUUGGCCAUCAAGCUGGAAGGAGCCUGGUGCUCCUCAGGAAUUCGAUUGUACAAAUGCAAAGUGACAAAGGCAGCGAGGAUGAUUUGGGAAGAAGCGAUUGCAUUUUCAGAACGACGAAGCCUUGAUCAAGGAAAAAAUGUCCAGGGUAACAGCCAGUUUGUGUACGCAGAUGUCAUCAGAUUGUGGGACUUCACAGUGGACCAUGAUGAAGUAGCCACUAUGAUUAACCGGGUUGCGGAAUCUCGCAUUCGUGGUAAGUCUUGCUCAUUCAAAAAGAAACUGACCAAAGUUGAAGUCAAGAGUGUGACAGAAACAAGUGAAAAUAUUCGCCUGCCGAAUUUGUACAAAUCUCGAAAUUGUGUCGAGGUUAUAUCUGCAGAGCGCAGCAAACAAAAGUCUUUGCGUAAUUUUACAUUCUUCCCGUCUGCAAGCCCCAAUGAUGACGAAUAUCACAUCUUGAAAUUCUACGCACUGUCAAGCGCAAUGGCAAAAAGUGUUCUGCAAAACUGUGAGCAGGACUUUGACUUUCCAUUUCAAGUCAGCGAAUUAGAAUACUGUAUCAUCAGGCUAAACCCUGUCCCACUCUCAUCUAUUUUACUCUUGGGCAGAAGUGGUACAGGCAAGACAACAUGCUGUGUCUACCGCCUUUGGAGCAAAUUCAAGACCUACUGGGAAAAUGCUGUCACUGCUGGACCGCACAUUCCUAUUUUGCAGAGAUUAGUAAACGUGGAAUCAGAAGAAAAGGAAGACAUUGCGAAGAAUGAAAAUGACAUGGCGGCCUCACCUCGUAAAGUCUCUAGAUCAGAGGAGCGUGUUAUGUCAUGUGGUUGUAUGGGGAUCUGCAUGUGUGCCUUAGCGGCUGCACGAGCUGCCAAUCCGUCGAUUUACGCCGAUGAGGAUGUAGAAUCAGAGACCAUCGAAACAAAAUCAUCUGCCCAUCCGGUAACUGAAGGUCCUUCUGACGUUGGUGAUGAAAGGAGCAGCCCCAGUUUGGUAGAGGAUCAUGAAAAUGAGCGCUAUCGUCAUUUGCGGCAGCUUUUUGUUACCAAAAACAAAGUUCUUUGUCAUGAAGUGAGAAAGAAUUUCAAAGAACUCUGCAGUGGCCUGCCAGUCUCAAUAGACCACGUUUCUUUUCAAAAUGAGGUUGCAAUUGAGAAUCUAAAUAAAAUCCACCAUUUGUCAUACCCGCUGUUUCUAGGCUCUAGAGACUUGUUGCUAGCUCUUGAUGCUACCUUGCCAGGAAAGCCGUUUUUUGCACGCGACAGCGAUGGUAAACUGCUGACACAAGUUGCUGGUUGGGGUGAAAAAGAAAGUCAUCUGGCUUUCCUACCUAAACUUGAUUCGGAAAGUGAAGAUGAAGACUCUGAUGUUGAGAAUGACGAUGAAUCGAUUGCACCCGUCAAGGAUAAACGUCCAAAGAGCAUGCGUCAAGUCAACAGUGUGAAGCGGGAGGUGUCGUAUUUGAUUUUUGCUAAUGAGGUAUGGCCUUUGAUUGAGAAGAAGACUGUUUCAAGCUAUCACCCGUCUCUUGUUUGGACGGAGUUUUGCUCGUUCAUUAAAGGCUCUUUUGCGUCACUGACGUCGCCCAGUGGUUGUCUGACGAAAGAGCAGUAUGAGUCAAUUGGACGAAAAAAAGCACCAAGUUUUACUGGCAAUCGAGAUAUAAUUUACAAGAUGUUUGCAAAGUACCAGAGGAUAUGCAGAGACCGAAAUCUGUUCGAUGAGUUUGACUUCCUGUUUAACGUGUACAAAAGACUCAGCAAAAACCCAAUCCAGCCGUGGCUAUUUGAUGAAAUCUAUGUUGAUGAAACACAAGACUUCACUGAAGCUGAGCUUUUCACAUUGAUUCGCUGCUGCCAGGACCCCAAUCGGCUCUUUUUUACCGGCGACACAGCACAAAGCAUAAUGAGAGGAGUCACCUUCAGGUUCAGUGACCUCAUUUCGUUAUUUCUCAAUGCAAAAGAGGCCCUUGGCAGUGUCAAGAAAUACCCGAUUCAAGUUCCAGACAGAGUCCACCAGCUAACGUUCAACUACAGAUCUCACAAAGGGAUUCUAAACCUAGCCUCAAGUAUAGUCAAACUACUGCACUUCUUUUUCCCAGAGUCCUUUGACCACCUUAGAGACGAUGUUGGCUUAUUUGAUGGGCCUAAACCAGUGAUCUUGGAAACGAGCGACUUUGGUGACCUCGCCUUGAUGCUGAGAGGAAACCGUCGCAAAACAUCACCCAUUGAGUUUGGUGCGCAUCAAGUUGUCUUGGUAGCAUCAGAAGCUAGCAAAGACAAGCUACCAGAAGAGCUGACUGAUGCCCUCGUCUUGACUAUUUAUGAAGCAAAGGGACUGGAGUUCGAUGACGUGCUGUUAUACAACUUCUUCAAUGAUUCCCAGGCAGGGAAAGAAUGGCGUGUUAUUAACACUUACGUGGUACCUGAAAGCACCAAAGGAAAGGAGUCAGAAGAAAACGGAAAUGCGAAAUCCAGUGGGGUUGUCAGCAUGACGGAAAGCGAUCUAGCUUUGGAAAGUCGCCCGUUAGAGUUCGAUUAUAACAAGCACAAAAUUUUGAAUUCUGAGCUAAAACAGCUGUAUACUGCUUUAACUCGCGCCAGAGUGAAUGUCUGGAUCUAUGACGAAGACAGAGAAAAAAGGGCACCAAUGUUCAGUUUUUUCAAAAAACAGGGCCUUGCUAAUACCCUGAAACUGGAUGAAAAUCAGAGUGAUUCUAGUCAAGAGAAUGGAAUGUUUGCCGUGAAAUCGUCCAUUACCGAUUGGGAAAAGAGAGGCGAGUAUUUCUACAAGAAGGAGUUGUGGAGUGUUGCAUACAAAUGCUUUGCCAAAACAGAAGAUAAGCUUAUGUUGAGAAAAUGCAGCGCACACCUCCAAGCAAUGAAAUCUUAUAAAAUGGGUAUGGAUUGGCGUGAAAGUAGAACAGGGUCGCUAAAAAGCGUUUACACAGAGUAUCUCGCGGCCACAGCAAUGUACCUCGAAUGCGGUAUGGCGGAAGAAGCAAUCAUUUGCUUAAGGAACGCCAAAGAAUGGAAACUGUUGGGAGAUUUGCUUUUCUCUCUCGGGAAGUACUUGGAUGCUGGGAAGUAUUACGCCAAAGCAUCAGAUUCGCCGAAAGACAACAGCGCAGUGAAAGCCAGCGCAGUGAAAGCCAGCGAGUGCUACGAAGUCAUCGGGGAUUACAGAAGUGCUGCGGACAUUUUGUACAAAAAAGAGAAAUACCAGGAAUGCAUUCAAGUUCUCAAGAGGUUUGAAACAAAAAGAAGUAAUAAUAAUGGGAUGGUGCUCAAGCCCCCUCGAAGCACUCUGAGUGUGGAGAAAGUUGUGAAAGAAGCGGCAGAUAUCUGUGCAAAAAAGCGUGAUUUCGACAAUCUGAAGGGAUAUCUUAAAGAGCUGCCACUUGAGAGUCAGUUGGAGUACCUGCGGAGGAAGCGUGGAUGCAGAGAUAUUGAGUUGGAGGUACUCAUUGAAAACGGAAGAGGUGAAGAGGCUGCGGAGAUUUACAUCCAAAAUGGAGAACAUCUUAAGGCUGCAGACUGCUCAAAGGAAGAUACGACAAGGGGGAUUUGCUACCUAGAGCAGGCACGUAGUAUUUGGAACGACAUAGGGCAAGCAAUAUCUGCAAAUUUACAACAACAGAAGUAUAAGCAGGUAAAGCAGUUUGUAGAUUAUGCUGUUAACUACCUGCCAAAGGAUGACACAAAUCUUGCAGACUGCCAUUUUCUCAAUGGGCUGGUGUCUGAAGACCGAUCAAAGUCUCUCAUAGAGGCCGCCGAUGUUUACAGAAAGAAUGACAAUAAUAUUGGUGUGCUUUUAUGUCACGGGCUGCUUCUUGAAGAGGGCAAGAUUGAUAGUGAUGUAAUUAUAGAGUCCCUGGACAAGAUGUUUCGCCAACUUGCAAACAUUCAUGUGUCCAAGAAAGCAGCUGAAGUAUUUAAGUUGGUGCAACAAUUUUUUGGCAUUGUUAAGGUUGCCCGAGAUGGAGCUACCUUCGAAUUUCGCGUCAAUAAAUCCAAGAUACAGUUUCGUUUACAGAUUCUUGGCUCACCAGCCGAAUUAGAGGCGAUUAAGUGGUUUGAUAACUUGGAUGAAGAAAAUGGCACUCUUGACCUCAUAUCUGCUCUUUUCCUCUAUGUUGAGGAUAUAGCGGCCAAGCUUUUCCAGUUUUACGAGUCAGAACUAGAGAGGUUAUCUUUCUGCAGCCAGUUCUUGCAAGGAACUUCCCAUGCCAAUUGCCAAAUGAUGCACCUGAUCCCAGAUGGUGAAUUCGCCCAGCAGAGAUUAAAUCUAUACUUCUCUCUCAUACAGUUGCAAGGCCUCAUAAGGAAACACAUCACUUCACUUGUGAAAAGUAAAUAUCUUGAGAGUAAAGUUAAUAACCAUCAAUGGUUAAGUAUGUACAAUGCAGAAAUGGAGAUGGUGAAAACCUGCAAAGAGCUUUACCAGGAAAUCAUUGCCUUAUACAAGUAUUUAAAUGUAUCCAAAUUCACAGGGCUUCAGCUAGUCAACUCACUGCCGGAUAUGCCAUUUGUAAAAGAACAGAUUCAGUGGUGCCUGAAGAUGAUGUUUCGUGGUGACAAAAAGUACAAAGACGUGAACAUUUUUCUCGAGACCUUCACCAUGUCUAACUUUGCAAGGCUGAACUUUAUUCAGUAUGAAGUAGAUGCUAUUAGUGAAGAUAUCAAGCAGCGUUAUAAGGAGACGGUACCAAUCGAUGAGCCUGGUCUACGCAACAACAGGGAACACCGGAUCGAAUGCUUCCAUACCAUAUUUAUGGAAAGCUGGCAAUGGUUGCAUAGUGAAGGGGCCUUAAUCGAGUCGAUUCAUUACUUGCUGCGACGUGCUUUGCCAUUGCUGGUGACUAAACACGUGAUUAUGCCCACGCUCAAGAACUGUUUGUCCCUGCUGGAGUUCAGUUUGACGCUGUCACUUAUCUCACUAUGCAGAACAUCGUCUACAAACAGGAAAAGGACGUGGAUUUACAUCCCGGCCUUUUAUAUCGAGGGGCUUCAGUUCUGGUGCGGGAUUUAUGAAUCCUGUAAUAAGCCAAAUUAUUCAGUCUGGGAUAGUAUUGAGUAUGUCUCCGUUCAAAAGGGAAGAUCGUAUGUAAUUUCCCUGGUGAAGUGGUUGAUAGAUUUCAUUCUUACGACCAAAUCAGGCAAGCUUGACCUAUUUUCGCAAGCCUUUGGCCGAACAUCAGUAGAAUCAGGAGACUCACAACAGUUUUUAAUUCUUGUUCUGGUUCUGCUUGCAAACGAGGAGCUGAUUUCAUCGAUUGAGAACGGUUACCGAGAUGUCGCAAAGCUGGAAGAAGGUCUGAAAUCAUUAUGGCGGAAACUGAUGUCCGUUACAUCAAACGCUGAAACAACAGAGGAUCGAGUAACAAUCUCCCUGAAAAAUGCUGCCCUUUGCUCACAAGAUAAUGCCUAUAAGCUACUAAGUGAAACUACAGAAAAGUUUGGUAGCGAGUUGAUGAACUUCAAUUGGAGAAUGAUCUGUGAUCUGUAUACACCAAAACAAAGAAAAGUAGAAAAUAUCGCCUCCAAGGAACGAAGAUUUUUGCAAAAAGAAGAGAUCAAGCCCCCACGUUUCAGACAAGAAGCAACCACUAUGGGAACAUCAAAAGAACAUCAAUCGAACAAUGUUGCGGAAGUAAAUCAAGAUCUUCUGCAGAAUACGAAAGUCAUCGAUGCAGCCACAGAGCAGACAAUUUUCUCAAGGAAUACUUCAGAUGCAGCGGUUGUCUCCAAGCCCCUUGCCGACGAUACCAAGGCAUCGCGAGCUGAUCGGACUGAUGAUUUUACAGUUAUAUCGACGGCUGCAGAACACAAUGAGACGAAAAUCCUAAUGCGCGAAGUUUCAUAUGAAGACCAAACACUGGCAUUGAGGGACCCAUCAGCACAAGUGAAAGCAAUCGAAGAAAGGCGAACCCGAGAUAAUGAUGCUGCCCGAAAGAUUCAGUCAUGGUGGAGAAGAGUUGGACCGAAUAAUGAGAAGGCUUUUGGUGGAAGUGAGAAACUGGAGCAGGCUGAGGAACAUUGUUCCAAGUACUUUGUAGAUCUGAAAUGCGUACCGGCUGCAGAACACAAUGAGACGAAAAUCCUAAUGCGCGAAGUUUCAUAUGAAGACCAAACACUGGCAUUGAGGGACCCAUCAGCACAAGUGAAAGCAAGCGAAGAAAGGCGAACCCGACAAAAUGAUGCUGCCCGAAAGAUUCAGUCAUGGUGGAGAAGAGUUAGACCGAAUUAUGAGAAGGCUUUUGGUGGAAGUGGGGAACUGGAGAAGGCUGAGGAACAUUUUUCCAAGUACUUUCUAGACCUGAAAUGCGUACCAUGUGGAAUUCGUUUCAGUUCAAGAAAAGAUGUGGAUCAGCACAUACUCAGCGAUCAACUUCACGAAAGACACGCAGCUGACUAUGACAAGUACAUUUCGUACAAACAGUCCGUUUCGGUUGUUUGGUUGAACAAAGCUGAUGAUCUAUUGGAUCUGGAAAUCCAAGGGCAGAAAGUCAGUACCUUACCAAAUAUUUCUACUAAUCUCUCCAAGCGCAUUGCUGAGGUUUCAAUGGAAGAAAAUUCUAUAGAAAAAUUGCAUCAGUGGAAGGAGUUGCCAAAGCUCAAGGAAUGUGUAACUGCUUUGCAGAGGUCUCAUUUUAAGCUUUUGGAAAAGUUUCGCCGCUCAGAAGAAAAUGACGAUGAGAAUUAUAACAAUGAUGGAGAUUACAGCUUCAGAGAUGAUGACAAUUACGAUGAUUUCGAAAUGGUGACAGGCAAAAGAAAAUCAAAAAGGUGGAAGAAAGUUCAACACGCAUUGUUGAAAAAGAGACAACUUGUAAUCAGCAAGAACUUUAACUUUGACGUAUCUUGAAUCAUUUAAUAUCAGAAAGUGGGGUUUUAUCCUGAUAGUGAGACUAUUUUACACUUAAAAUAGAGAAAAUAGUUUUGUUUAGUUACUUGUUCAGUUGUUCUGUUCGCUUUUAUUUUUAAAGUGCUCUGAUGUUAAAAUAUUUUUAUAUCAGAUGUAAUCACUGUUAACAACCUUUUUUCAGAAUUUUGAAAUUUUAAAAGUUUAGCUCUUCGGGGUAAAUAAUUGGAUAUUUUUAAAUGAUAUGUAAUCGAAAUGACUUGCCUUUUAUCGUAUUUGUGCCUACAAUUAAGUGUAUAGUUAUCUAUCCUCAAACAGCCUGAGGGAACAGUCGUCAACUUACUUUGGCCAAGAAGAUGGUAAACACUGGUUCUCCGCGAGGGGGUUUGUCUGUUUUCAUGUGAUAAGUUUGUUUUCAUGUGAUCAGAUAUCUUUGUCGAAAGCGAAAGGCAUUUGAAAGCCUUUGUGGCAUUUGAAAGGUACAAAUGGGGGAAGAGGUUUUGAAAUCUAUUGUAGAGAGCAAGAGAAAAAAGAGAGAAAGAAAAAACCUUUAGAAACGGCGGAACAAAGAGCACUUACAACAUCGUGUGUGCAGUUUGCUUGACAGCCAAUCAGGUUAGCGAAGCUAUCAUAAUGACUCAGCAAUUUUUUGCAAUUUUGGUAUACUCUUCCUAUUUCCCAUGACUCAAUACCUUUAAAGUGUUCAAUAUAGGCGUGGUCAGAAAAACUAGGAUACUCAACUAGUCUUGGUUCCCUCUCCUUGCCACUCUGUUUUUCCAAAACAGUUUAAAGGGCCACUCCAGCCCAAAAAAAUUUUCUGAGAUUUUUGCAUAAAUUGGUGGUAUCGUGAAUUUUUUUUCGAAAAUCUUUACUCGUUUUCCAGAUAUAGACGCGCAAAGAUGAGAAUCACCAUAAAAAUACGACAAAAUUUUUUUUCGGAAAAAGUACCUUGUGACGUAUGAAGGGACAAUUGUUUCAACAUUCGGCGCUAUUGUUAUGCGUCCGUUGUGAAAUUCGCACGGCUCGGUAGAGGCGAUUCGUGUCGGUUUAUCGGAUGUCAUUUUAUUUUGUUUCUUAAUUGCGAUUGAUGUUAAGCUGAAUGCUCAUAUCUAGUGCGUCACUUUGCGUUUCCUUUUAAAAAGUACGAAGGCAGUGAUAUUGGACUUAAUUUCAGUUUAUGUCUCAAGAAUUUGAAAAUGCAAGCAAAAGCAGCUCCUUUAGGAUAAAACUUGGAUUAGCGCUCUGUACAUUUAUUUCAUUUAACACUGCCCUGGCUCGUUCAACGUUCUAUCUUUAUCGGGUCAGCGAAAAUCUGUUUCAAAUAGUCAUUGCAAAAGGCUUUGAGGGAAGCAUUCUGUGUGCCCAUUCUCUGCAGUUCGAGAAUAUUUGUACGAAAUAGUGUUUCUUUAGCGAUAUUGGCUCAGGCACCAAUUUAAUAGAACGCCAUUAGAGUGUUUUCAAAAGCCCAGUCAUGCCUCUUGUCCCGCUAUUGUUUACAAAGAAAGAAGAACAGCUUGCUUACAAAACUCUUCUAUUGUUCAGAUGCAGCACCUUGCCGAAAAGGUUCACAAUAAUCACAAUGUAAAGAUUUGCAAUUUCUGUUCACUAAUCUCAAACAUCUCUUUCUCUCCAUAUUUCCAACAUUCUCUUUCGAUGUCCCCUUCUGUUAGGUUCACUUUUGAAUUUACAAUACAUUACCAAUCUAUUAAUGGUCUUACUCCAUUUCUGUCUGGCAGUUGCUUGAUGACGACCGGGCCUGCGCUGCUCCUCCACAGGACACCUGCCAAACGAGGCACCUUCAUCAUUAUUGAUUCCAGUGCCAUUCACAUUAUUGAUUGAUGAGUUAUCAUUAGAUAUUUACACUCACAAUGAGGUUGCUUUUGUCCGGGUUUUCCUUCCCUCGGGUGUUUUUAAUUUAACGUGACACCAUCACUAGGGGGGUUGCCAACCAAGGCUGAAGAGUCCCCCCUACCCAUGAGACAGACUAGUCCCCGCCGGACGCCAACCCGGUAUUUCAUGGCCUCGGGGAGAGCUAACAGGUGCUACGCUGUGGUCAACGGUGACCUGGAGGUAGUUGUGGCAAAGGGUAACUUUAUUCGCCCACAUCGAAGCUCCACAACCGGAUGCAAUUUAAAGUUACACCCAGGACCAUAUUUAUUAUUAUUAUUACCCAGGACGAAGAAUACCCAGGACAAUAAUAAUAAAGUCAUACCCAAGACAUUAUUAUUGUUAUUAUUAUUUUGUAUUCUUAUUCACAGUAUCGUUGUAAUUUACUGGUUUACGUCCUACCAACAGGCUACUUCCCGUAGCUUUAGUAGAUAGGGUACUACUGUUCAAUUAAUCUUUUCUUGUUGUUAUCAUCUAACUAAUACUAAUGUGCGGAUAUGCAAAUGAACUCUAUUCUCCUCGACAACAAAGGCCCAACACAAUGCUCCAGCAGAUCCCUGGGUCAAAAUCGUAUAGCGGUUCAAACGACACCGCCCGAUCUUGGAGAAGAUUACCAGCCAAAACCGCUCGGCCGAUUUUCCAAAUUCUUUUUUCCACGUCGUCCUGGAUCCUCAAACUUGUGCUCGUGGGGUUUCUUUUUUCGUUUUUCCUCCCUUUUUUAUAGAUAUUUGUACGUUUUCUCCCGGGUUCGUUCGAAAUCCUCUAGAUCUCGAUUAGUGCUCUCCGAGGUCUUUGUCCCGCCUUUCUAAAGGUCCUUUCUCUCUCAUAUCUCUUGCUCUCUACUACAAAAGAUUUCAAAACUUCUUCCUCCAGCAACCCUUCAAUUUCAACGGAGGCUUUUCAAAUCCGUUUCGUUUUUAACACAAAGAAGCUACUGUUUGCCGAUAAUUUCGGUGAUUUGGAUGAAUUGGAUGAUAAUAAAUCUACGUGCACUGCUGGUUGGCAUUCCUUUUCGAACUCGAAGCGGUUGUCGACGGUCGUGUUCUACAGUGCUACAGUGCUACAGUGCUACGGUGCUACAGUGCUACAGUGCUACAGUAGCUACGUACGGUACACCCGCUGCUGCCCGUAUUUUGGUUUUGCGAUUGCUGCUGGCUGUGCUUCUUCUUCACUGGCAUCAGAAUCGAUGGCAUGUGAAUACAAAUAAACGAUCGGAUUCGCUGUCUUUUUGGUACAACAAAUCAAAGAGCGUUUCAAGCAAUAAUUACGACGCAGACGUGAUUCUCGGACCUUCGAAACGAAAUUUAUGGCAUUUAUGCUGGCGUUAAAUCAAACGAUGAAACAAGAAAAAACUUGACUGUGGAGAAAAGGACUAAAGUUGUAUAAUAUAGAUUAGCUGUUGUCCGUAAAUUGUAUUUUGUUAAUUUGUUGUUAGAGUAAGAUUCCUUUCUGAUGCACGAAA
This is a messenger RNA of Rhopilema esculentum, 16556 nucleotides long. NCBI's taxonomy places the organism in Eukaryota, Metazoa, Cnidaria, Scyphozoa, Rhizostomeae, Rhizostomatidae. The record is from RefSeq and is a predicted model, not a curated record.